Brienomyrus brachyistius is the source of this 1979-nucleotide messenger RNA. RefSeq names its product potassium inwardly rectifying channel subfamily J member 13 (gene kcnj13). Gene Ontology annotation, cellular component: plasma membrane. The record is from RefSeq and is a predicted model, not a curated record. Gene Ontology annotation, molecular function: inward rectifier potassium channel activity. Lineage: Eukaryota; Metazoa; Chordata; Actinopteri; Osteoglossiformes; Mormyridae. The transcript is spliced from 4 exons. Bases 569 to 1699 code for a protein of 376 amino acids. Gene Ontology annotation, biological process: regulation of monoatomic ion transmembrane transport; potassium ion import across plasma membrane.
AAUCAGUGCUUCAGACCACCCUUCGCUAACUAAAGCGUUCGUGCUCAGCAUCAAGUUACGGUGCCAUGGAAUUGAUCCUUCAGUUUCUCAGUUGAAUGUCAUUCACACCCGCAGGGUCGCAGUGCCUAGAUCUAAGGUCACUUAAAGAACACUGUUCACACCGGCAGCCAAACAGCAGAGGACUCUGCCAUAUUGCUGAACCAAACGGGGUUAGAGGACCAGAUUCCCUAACUGAAGAGCUGCGAGCCUCUUCAAAUAAAUCACGUGUUUCAACGUCAAAGCGAAAAGGUCAGCUUGAACAUCUCUGUUCACAAGGCACUCCUUAUUAGAAGGUCAUCAUCUAAUCAUUUUCCAGGUGAGGAUAUCUUCCAGUCUUUUGAUGCUUUCAUAAUUUGCAUAUGGAGUGUGAUUUUAGCAGGCAGCAGGAACAAUAACACGGGAUUUUCACUCGGGUCUUUAAGAGGCUUUAUUUGGAGUGCUAACUUUCAGUUUUCCAUUCCAGCAGAGUGAGGGGACAUUCCUGCCUUGCUCACCGCUGUGCAGGCAAAAUGCUCCCUAGUGUAGGAUUAUGUGUUCUAAGCACUCAUUCAGUCACUCACUUCUAGUCAUUUGUACUGCUCCUCAGAUGGCUGCCAAAGAGAACGAUGUGGAGGUCAAGAUCCUGUCUCCUGUAGCCACACAGAGACGGCAGCGCCUAGUGACUAAGGAUGGGCACUGCACUCUGCACACUCCCCCAGCCCCCGGCUCGCCUGCCACUUGGCUCCUCUACCUGCAGGACGUAUGGGGAACAGUGGUGGCGCUGCGGUGGCGGUGGGUAAUUCUGGCAUUCUGCGCCUCCUUCUUGGCCCACUGGCUACUCUUCGCCUGCUUGUGGUACCUCCUCGCCCACCUCAACGGGGACCUGAUAGUGGACCACGAUGCCCCACCCCCUGACCACAUAGUGUGUGUCAAGUACAUCACCAGCUUUACAGCAGCCUUCUCCUUCUCGCUGGAGACGCAGCUAACCAUCGGUUACGGCACCAUGUUCCCCAGUGGGGACUGUCCCAGUGCCAUUGCCCUCCUGGCCGUGCAGAUGCUAUUGGGGCUCAUGCUGGAGGCUUUCAUUACAGGGGCCUUUGUGGCUAAGAUCGCCAGACCGAAGAAGCGGGCAGGAGCAAUUCAGUUCAGCCCCUGUGCCGUCGUGGGGCAGCACCAGGGAGAAACCUGCCUAAUGUUCCGUGCUACCAAUAUGCUGCAGCGCCCUCUGGUGGAUGUACACAUUAAUGCUGUGCUCUACCAGGACCAUGGAGACCAAGCGCUAUACCAAUCCAGAGUGGAGUUCCAGCUGGACAAUCUUGGUGCAAACCCCUGCCCAUUCUUCAUCUUCCCUCUAACAUUCUAUCAUCAGCUGAACCGGCAGAGCCCGGUGUACCAGGCACUGCAGGAGGGGAGUGCCACACACUUUGAGCUGGUUGUCUUUCUGUCAGCUGCCCAAGAGGACACUGGUGAGAGCUGCCAGAAGAGGACUUCUUACUUGAAAGGAGAGAUAGAAUUUGACCAUCACUUUGCCACAGUGCUGAGGCUGGAUUCUCUAGGUCAAUACACAAUGGACAUGAGCAACUUUGCCAAGGUCCUGCCUGACACCACCAAUACCAAAGCGGAAGCAGAUAAGGAGUAUGUAGUCCAGAUCAAUGGCGACGGGAGUGAAAGGGUGGAGUAGCAAGAAUAAAACUACAGUUCCUGUUCAGCUGGAUUCAGCAUAUAUCCUAGUAGAGGCAAUGGAAGAGAAGAUGACUCUCUCUUCAAAAGCCUGCCCUUGCAUCCCAAGAGAACAUCAAACUGGGUACUUUGAGAGGCUUGGAGUAGAUCAACAAUCACUUCCAAAAAAUAAAAUAGAUAUGCAUAAAAAAUUCUAACAGCUGGCAAAACAAAAUGCACACUUACUAUGAUUCAGUUGAAAAUGAGCCGGGGAAACCUCUGAUUGGUCCACAGCAACAUGA